AUGGGUGAAACGAUAUGGGGCCGGAUUCUCUUGGACCUUCAGCGAGAAGGUCUUGAUGUCGAGUCAGGAGAGCUAGAGGAAGCCAUGAGGCGUAGAGCAAGUCACUGGAACACUGUUUCUUACCCAUAUGGGAGUGAAGCACCGUGGGACUCGACAGGCCAGGAAGGAGUGUAUUAUUGGACCAAGUAUUUCGGACUUUCGACCCUUGCAGAGAAAACUGUUAACAGCGUCCUGGGUUUUCAUGCUUAUCGAUAUUGGGACUUAUCAAUUGCUGCCAAGAUGAAGAGAUUUGAGCGUCAAGUUCACCAUUACUCUAUUGGGAAUAGGAGAAGAUCGUGCUCUCUCCGCAUGCUUGAGCUGGUACAAGCAGCAUACGAGUUACUGCGGUAUUAA
Molecule: messenger RNA, 393 nt
Organism: Clonostachys rhizophaga
Lineage: Eukaryota; Fungi; Ascomycota; Sordariomycetes; Hypocreales; Bionectriaceae
Source: the annotation of a GenBank genome assembly